AUGGCAAAUUGGCCUCCUCUUGCACCAGUCCCACCCCCCGCGGUGCAGAGUGCCAUACCACCCCAGGAAUGGGAGCUCUAUAUCGAUGCGUGGAUCCUGCUUCUGACCUUGCGCAUAGAAGCAUCCGAUGCAGAAUUCACAGAACACGCAUCUACAGAUGAGUCUGUUGUCACCUUCUUGACUUCAUUCUAUGACCAGCUGGCAAGCACUGGUACGCCGGGUUUGCAUACAGGGCCGAAAACUAGAAUACUACGGAAGCUAUGUUUCUUGCUCACACGGCGACUCUUGUUGGACGCGCCCACCUCACCACCCGAUCUACUAGGAUGGAAGUACCUGGGCAGCAUGUGCAGCUGCUAUCCCUCCAGCUCUGCGCUGAAGAAAUUACUUUCUGAAGCAUGGGACAAGCAUGAAGAGACGAUAUCAUCGAGCCUCGAGAAGGCAAAGACAGCCAUGACGAAACAGCUGGCUAUGUUGAGUUCCGCACAAGCUCCAAGGAUUAUCCCUGAUAUUCGCCUAUUAACCAUCCUGGGCUCUGUCAUCCCCGCAUGCGGCCAGGCAUUGAUGGCCGGCUCCGACUUCCUGGACACAUGCUGCGAAGCAUACCAAGCACACAAGAGGGACGACUUCCGCAAAGUACUCGUCGCUGUCAUCUACGUUGGCCUUACAUCUCUACUCAAAGGCCCAAAACCAAACCUCUCCCUACUCUUGGACCAGCUCUUCAGCCUAAAAGCCAGCGCAGGGAUCAACGCACCAACAACAAAGAAGGAACCUACCCUCCUCUCAGACCUCAUCUGCAGCUCCGAUCUCCUCGUCCGUCUGGACCGGUACCUAAUUUCGCACCCACAGAAACGCGGCCAAGAUCUCCUCUCGAGUCUGCGCGCAUACCAAAUCGAAUCAAAUGUAUUCCACCACCGCUACCAGAAACAAAAGAAAAAACUCGACAAAGGCAAAGCCCGCGCCACGACAGAUCUCCCCCAAGCAGAAGACAUGCACAUCCACCGAAUGUCCCUCGUCACGCAGAUCCAAGACCUCUUCCCCGACCUAGGAUCGGGGUACAUCGUCCGUCUACUCGAUGUCUACGACGAUAACCCGGAGACCGUCAUCGCACAUCUCCUGGACGACUCUAUUCCCCCUGAGCUCCGGGACCUUGAUAAAUCAGAACAACUCCCCACUACCAAUUCCACUGCCCCCAAGCACGACCCCUUCCCUCCGCGUCCAACACCACCUCAAAUUUCCUCUCCACCAGUGCAACCCCGCAAAAACGUCUUCGACAAAGACGUCGAUCUGGCCGACCUCGCCGAAACAGACAAAUUGCGCUUCGGCCGCGCAAACCCAGACCAAACCGCCGACGACAUCCUCGCAGAUCGCAGCAAACACGCCGUCAAUAAAGCGGCCAUCAUGUCUGCGCUGGCGACCUUUGACUCAGACGACGACGAACGCGAUGAUACCUAUGAUGUAGCAGACGUAGGCGGCACCGUUGACGCCGCCACCACUGACACAGAUGCCGAUGCGAAACAGAAAGCCGACGAACUUGACCUAACGCUAUUCCGGACGUACAAGGCAUCACCGGCGCUGUUUGCUCGGGACUCAGCGACCCGUCGAUCGCAGCCGCGGGCUUCGCUGAAGCGCGAGACGGGCAUGACGGACGAAGCGAUUGAGGGAUGGGCUGUUAUGCUGGCGCGGGAUUCGAAGCGGUUGGCGAAGUUGGAGGAUCGGUUAUCGCUUUCGGUGGUUGGGCCUGGUGGGACUGGUCUUAUGCAACCGGAGAUUAAGCCGACGGCGUAUCGGAGGCCUGGGCCUAGGGGUGAUGGGGAGUCGGGGAGUGAGACUGAUGAGCCGGCUGGUUCUGGGUCUCGAGGUAGAGGGGAUCCCGGUAGGGGGCGUGGUAGGGGUGGUCGACGAGGUGGUGGUGCUGGACGUGGGCGUGGUGGUAAUGCGGGUUCCGGCGACGGGAAUACCACCGCGCAGCGGCAGAGGAAGGAGGAGAAUAAGGCCAGUAGGGCGAAUCAUAAUCGUCGACAGCAGAGGGCGAAGAAGGUGGCGCGGGCUGGGGGUAUGAUGGGGUGA
Aspergillus oryzae RIB40 is the source of this 2067-nucleotide messenger RNA. RefSeq names its product ASCC2 family CUE domain-containing protein. Gene Ontology annotation, molecular function: ubiquitin binding. The record is from RefSeq and is a predicted model, not a curated record. NCBI's taxonomy places the organism in Eukaryota, Fungi, Ascomycota, Eurotiomycetes, Eurotiales, Aspergillaceae. The coding region runs from base 1 to 2067 and encodes 688 amino acids. The transcript has a single exon.